AGAUCGCGUUGCUCGACAUUGACGGUCGUGAGGUGGCACAAACUCUCUUGACUUUCAUAUUACGUAAGCACCACAACGUUCACCUAUCUGAUCAAAAAACACUGUACCUUUUUGGCCUUUACACUGUCAUGGAUUCAUCUAAUACAAAGGAUACUGAGAAGACUUGCGUACUUUGCUGCCAAGAUGUCGAUAUAUUUGCUUUGGGAAAAUGCGACCACCCGGUCUGCUACCGCUGCUCUACCAAGAUGCGGGUGUUGUGCGAUCAGAAGUACUGCGCCGUCUGCCGGGAAGAGCUCGACAAGGUGGUGUUUGUGAAUCGACUGGCAGCCUUCUCCACCCUGCCCUUCCAACAGUUUCACUGUGAGCAGAGCCAUGAUAUCUACUUCGGCGAUGCCCAGAUCCACACCCAAUUCAGGAGGCUUCUCCUGCCAGAGUGCCCCCACUGCCCGGAGCCAAAGGUCUUCCCGCGGUUGGAGGAGCUGGAGCAGCACAUCAGGAAACAGCAUGAGCUCUUCUGCUGCAAGCUCUGCACCAAACACCUCAAGAUCUUCUCCCAUGAGCGGAAGUGGUACAACCGCAAGGAGCUGGCGAGGCACCGUGCGCACGGCGACCCUGAUGACACCAGCCACCGCGGCCACCCGCUCUGCAAGUUCUGCGACGACCGCUACCUCGACAACGACGAGUUGCUCAAGCACCUGCGGCGCGACCACUACUUCUGCCACUUCUGCGACGCGGACGGCGCACAGGAGUACUACUGCGACUACCAGUACCUGAGCGAGCACUUCCGCGAGAGCCACUACCUGUGCGAGGAGGGCCGCUGUGCCACGGAGCAGUUCACGCACGCCUUCCGCUCAGAGAUCGACUACAAGGCACACAAGGCCUCAGCGCACAGCAAGAACCGCGCCGAAGCCAGGCAGAACCGGCAGAUCGACCUGCAGUUCACCUACGCCCCGAGGAUGCAGCGGAGGAACGACGGUAUGUUGACAGGGGAGGACUAUGAAGAGGCACGGCAAAGUCGUGGAGGAGGACGAGGAGGAGGAGGAGGCGGUGGAGGAGGGCGGCCUUAUGGCGGGCAGCAGAAGAGUUGGAGAUACAACCGGGAGGAGGAGGAGCGGGACAUUGCAGCCGCAAUGAGGGCCUCCAUGGCGGUGCGGCGGCCAGAGGAUAGGGGCCCUCCUGCCCAAGACCGCGGCCCCCCGCAGAGACAACGCAACGAUGAGAGGAUGGACAGGAUGGAUCGAACGGAGAGGAUGGAGAGGCCGGAGAGAAUGGAGAGGCCGGAGAGAAUGGACAGGACUGAGAGGAAGGAGAGAAUGGAUAGGCCAGAGAGAAUGGACAGGACUGACCGGACAGAUAGGCCAGAGAGAAUGGACAGGACUGACCGGAUAGAUAGGCCAGAGCGGAAGGAAAGAAUGGACAGGACUGACCGAAUGGACAGGACUGAGAGAAUGGAUAGGCCAGAGAGAAUGGAUAGGACUGAGAGAAUGGAUAGGCCAGAGAGAAUGGAUAGGCCAGAGAGAAUGGAUAGGACUGAGAGAAUGGAUAGGCCAGAGAGAAUGGAUAGGACUGAGCGAAUUGACCGGACAGAGAGGAAAGACCGGACUGAGCGAAUGGAUGCAGAUGAGCUCAGACACAGAGCCGGGGCGAUCAAAAAUAACCCAGAACCUCCAGUGAGAACCAUGAAGAGUAAAAAUCCAUUUGGGGAGGAUGAUGAUUUCCCAGUGUUGGGGGUGCCAGUUUCUACACCCAUACCAAGCUCCAAGCCAGCCCCUGUCACGGCCCCCCGCGGGCCCCUGAAGGAGGACGACUUCCCCACCCUCUCGGGCGCCCCCCCUCGCGGGACCCUGAAGCAGGACGAUUUCCCCAGGCUCUCGGCGGGCCCCCCCCGCGGGCCCCUGAAAGAGGACGACUUCCCCAGCCUCUCUGCUGCCACCUCGGCGGUAACGUCGCCCAUGACCCCGGCCUACACGGCCCCGCCGAGAAACUCCUCCUCCUUCCAGGAAGAUGAUUUUCCCGCCCUGGUGUCAAAGCUCCGCCUCCAGAAGCCUAGCGGCGGCUCUGCCUCCGCCUGGUCGUCCCACGGCAAGCCUGUGCCCCCCACCCGAGCCAAUCACGGCCCCCCACCUCCAGAAGCCUUCCCUGCGCCUGCUCCCCCCGCCGGGCUCCAGCCCCUCUCCUCCUCCUCCUCUUCCUCUGCGUCCGUGGCGAUGUCCUCGCGGAGGAAAAAGCGAGGGGGGGAGACUGCCCGGCCCGCUGCCGCGCCCCAGCGCUCCUCUUCCGACGAAGAGGACGGCGGGCUCACUCAGCGGGAGUUCCGCACCGUGCCCACCAUGUUGGACAUAUCCUCGCUGCUUACCGUCAAGAGCGGGGGCGGCGUUAGCGGCGGCGGCGGCGUUGGCACCAGCAUUAGCGCCGGUGUCGGCGGGAGACCUCAGGCGCCGCCCGCCACCGACUCCUCAGACGCAAUCCCCGGCCUCGCAGCCCCCAAAGCCGGCAAGAAGAAGAAAACGCAACAGCAGCAACCCCAACCGCAGCCGCAGCAGAAGAACACUAACCUUCCCGCCACGCCGUCCAAGACGGCCACUUCAGCGACGAAGACGAAGGCCAAGGCGACGGUAGCGCAGAAGGAGAACGUCCCCGAGAAGAGCAAGAACAAAGCGGCGCCCGCCCCAGCGGCGACCGUCACCGCAGCGCGGACGGGAACCCCGAGCCAACUGACCAACGGGUACGCGGAGACGGCGUUCACGCCGGCAACCAAGAAGGCGAGCGCCUCCCCAGCCGUGACCCCCCACCCCUUCCCAGAACCGCCUCCGGCAGACGAGGAAGAUUUUCCUGCCCUCGUCACCAGGAAACCCCCGCCAGGGUUCAAGAGCUCCUUCCCGCUGAAGGCUACGGCGCCCCUGGCCGCAGCCCCCCCCUCCUCUGUCGUGCCCCCCCUCCCUCCCCCGGGCCUGGCCGGCGGCCCCAGCAAGUCCCCGCCGCCGGGCUUCACCGGCAUCCCCCUCAACAGCAACGUGGUGGAGCCGGCCCCCCCGCCCCCCCAUCGGCCGGCCCAGCUGCUUGACAGCUACAUGGUACCGGAGAACUUCCAGCAGAGGAACCUGGAGCUGAUCCAGUCCAUAAGGAACUACCUCCACAAUGACGAGUCCCACUUCAACCAGUUCAAGAACUUCUCGGGACAGUUCCGACAGGGUGUGAUGUCUGCCGCCCAGUACUACCGCAGCUGCAAGGAGCUGCUGGGGGACAACUUCCAGCGCAUCUUCAAUGAGCUGCUGGUGCUGCUGCCGGACACGUCCCGACAGCAGGAGCUGUUGGCCGCGCACGGGGACUCCAGGGCUCUGGAGAAGCAGUCCACGGGAGGCGGAGGCGGCGUGGGUAAGAAGAACAAGAGCAAGCGCAACGCGUGGCAGGCACCGCCCACCGCCAACGGCGACACGGCCAUGCUAGCCGAGCUGGACUGCCGGGUGUGCCCCACCUGCAGACAGGUGCUGGCGCCCAAGGACUUCAACUCCCACAAGACCUUGCACCUGGGCGAGAGCGAGGACUUCCCCUCUCUGCAGUCAAUCAGCCGCAUCAUCAGCUAGCGCCCCCCCCCCCCCCUUCCCAUCUCCCUUGGCGCCCUCCUGUCCUCUCCUAUGGCUGCGACCCCAACCCCCACAUACCCUCCACCCCUCCAACAGCAGGCUUGCGGAGCGUGGAGAAAGAGCUUGAGUCGGGGGUGACGACGUUUAAAGGCAGGAUCUGUUUCAGGUCUGUGCCCGGACUGACGGGACUGAAGGAUGGAAGGGUUGCCCGAUCUCUGGCGUGAAACAACAAGCGUCUUUUGCAAUGGAGACGCUUAACGGGCACAUCUUUUAGGCGGUACGCCUGCUCAGCACUCAAGAGAAACAACACACGCCUAAACGAAGGCUUACUUGAAGAGUUCACUAGAAUGCUCCUACAAUUUCAUCCCUGUAAAAUGCUUUAACUCGGUUCCCCCCCCCCCCGGCUUUCUUACCACACCUGUUUUUCUACAACUAAAAAUAAGGAGAGUAAGCAAAUAAUAACGGUAGUUGCAGAAUCGGAAGUAGCAGUUUGAAGUGACAAAGAAGGUGUAACUUUGUAACUUGUAUGGGCAACAUUUAAGGGGUGGUCCAAGAGAAGUAGUUUAUUCCUUGGUAUGUUCUCAAGCUUGGGGCACAGGGACACCACUGUUUGAGGUCCUCUCAUUCCCUAGUCCAAAGCAUUACCCCCAUCUCCCCGUCAGAUAUUGACGGUUGGUUAAUUUAUAUCGGAUAUUAGAUUGGUUUUCCCGCUUUAACGGUUGUUUUGUUCCCCUGAGCCUACGUUUUGCUGCUUUUAUUUUUGCUCAGGCUUCAAAUUAGAAACCCCAGGUGAGGGGGGGGGGGGGGCGGGGGGGGAGUCAAUAAAUGUUCUUCGCUAAACCAAUUAAAAGCGUUUUCCCGCCAGCUCUCCCCUGCAUGUCUCCGCCUGUUGUAUUCUCACUGUCCUCCUCAGGGGUCCGUCACUCACUACACAUACUGUCUGUACAGGAAGUUAGGAAAUAAUACUUGUAUGCAAAAACGAAUUCCUUGUGCAUUUUCAGUGAUUUUCUAUGACCAAUGAAUGGGAUGGGUUCUGAUUAUUUAACUAACUUCCCAAACAUCAUUAUGUGGGAUUAAGAUCUUUUUUUUCUAUGAACAAUAAAUUAAAACUUGCCGAGAUCGCUUUCAACCACU
Molecule: messenger RNA, 4718 nt
Organism: Gadus morhua (Atlantic cod)
Lineage: Eukaryota; Metazoa; Chordata; Actinopteri; Gadiformes; Gadidae
Gene: znf598
Product: zinc finger protein 598
Exons: 12
Coding region: 129-3584 (1151 amino acids)
Biological process (GO): rescue of stalled cytosolic ribosome; protein ubiquitination
Molecular function (GO): ubiquitin protein ligase activity; ribosome binding
Source: RefSeq, a predicted model, not a curated record